This is a messenger RNA of Anopheles arabiensis, 1020 nucleotides long. RefSeq names its product protein D3-like. The transcript has 2 exons. The coding region runs from base 216 to 926 and encodes 236 amino acids. NCBI's taxonomy places the organism in Eukaryota, Metazoa, Arthropoda, Insecta, Diptera, Culicidae. The record is from RefSeq and is a predicted model, not a curated record.
CUCGAGAGGGACUGAGAAGGCUCUGGUCGUCUCGUGACUGCUGAACGCACUCAAAACGUCCAGUCCAGCAAUCUCUUCCAGAUCGGUGCGUUAUCAUCGCACGCCACGUCCAGAAGAGGAGAUUAGUGUUUUUCGCUGUGGUAUAGCACUCCAAACAGGCACACAUCUAAGCUCACUUGAAGCUUGUCAAUUGUUCAUCGUGCGAGAUAAGCGUGAUGGCACCGGCACGCCUACCAUCAGCCCGUCGCCGUACAGCAACGCUAGCGCUAGUUUCACUCUGGCUGUGUUUGGUGCUGGACGACAUUUCGAGUGCCAGCGGUGACGCAACGACAGCAGCAACCUCCAACAACAUGACGACCGAGGUGCAACAGGUUUUUGCCCAGCAUGAGGUGAUUCCCGACGUGAUCGACGCCGCACCGAAAGAGUUUGCGAAGAUCACCUACCCGAGCGGUGUUACCGUGAGCGGCGGUAACGAGCUACGACCGACGCAGGUGAAGGACCAGCCGCGCGUCGAAUGGACCGCCAAGCAGGACGCCUACUACACCCUGUUCAUGGUCGAUCCGGACGCACCGAACCGGCAGGAGCCAAAGUUCCGCGAGAUUGGCCACUGGCUGGUGGGUAACAUUCCCGGCACGAAGGUGGAGGACGGUGAUCAUAUGUACGCGUUCGUUGGCUCCGGCCCACCGAACGGAUCCGGGCUGCAUCGGUACGUGUUUUUGGUGUACGAGCAGCCGGGCGGCAAGAUUGACUUUUCUAAGGCGCCUCGAGUUUCGAACCGCAGCCGCAACCAUCGUGUGAACUACCGGCACCGGGAGUUUGUAAAGCAGUACGGGCUCGGCGAGCUGGUGGCCGGGAACUUCUACCAGGCGCAGUACGAUGACUACGUGCCGACGCUGCACGCACAGCUAUCGUCCGGCACGGAGUAAGGCGGUUGAUAAGGCCGGAAAUGUAUUUUUUAUGAACUCUGAAUCUGUUCGAGGUAUUUUUCGUAAUAAAAAAAAAACAAAUCUGGUGACAGCA